Messenger RNA from Echinops telfairi (small Madagascar hedgehog), 2064 nucleotides. RefSeq names its product tigger transposable element-derived protein 1-like. Gene Ontology annotation, cellular component: nucleus. Bases 181 to 2064 code for a protein of 627 amino acids. The transcript has 2 exons. Lineage: Eukaryota; Metazoa; Chordata; Mammalia; Afrosoricida; Tenrecidae. The record is from RefSeq and is a predicted model, not a curated record. Gene Ontology annotation, molecular function: DNA binding.
CGGCCGCCCCCGGGUAGUGGGACCUUGAGCGGGAGAUGGAGAAGGGUCGCUGUUCCGAGGAGACAGGCAGCCCAUAUUGCCGCCCGGAGGCACAGGCAGGUGUGACCGGAGAGGGCCAGCAGCUGCGUGGACGGGCAGGAGGUAGGAGGCCCACUGAAGUGCCUGGCUCUGGGAGGUGGGAUGAAGACAGCCACCCCACAGGCAGCCCCCCGCCUGCAGGUGCGGGGGAAGGCCCCUGUGGGCAGGAUUGGCAUCCGGCGCAGCACCAAGCGGGACCGGAAGUCCAUCACUUUGCAUGUGAAGCUGGAGGUGCUGCGGAGGUUUGAGGAAGGCGAGAAGCUGACACAUAUCGCCAGGGCACUGGGGCUGGCCACGUCCACCGUGGCCUCCAUCCGCGUCAAUAAGGAGAAGAUCCGGGCUAACUCCCAGGCUGCCACGCCACUCAGCGCCACUCAGCUGACCCGCUGUCGGAGUGUGGUGAUGGGCCACAUGGAGCGGCUGCUGAGCCUGUGGAUCGAGGAGCAGAAGCGACAGAACCUGCCCGUGAGCACACAGCUCAUCCAGGACAAGGCGCGCCGGCUCUUCGCAGAGCUGCAGCGCCAGCAGGGAGAGGGCGCCCAGGCCGAGACCUUUGGAGCCAGCAAUGGCUGGUUUGCGCGCUUCAAGGCACGCCACAACGUGCUGCUGACGGAUGAGCCGGCCGUGGCCGAUGCCCAGGCUGCCGCCCGCUAUCCCACAGUGCUGCGAGCCAUCCUGGAGGAGGGCUGCUACUUGCCACAGCAGGUCUUCAACGUCGACGAGACAGGCCUCUUCUGGAAGAGGCUGCCUGAGCGGACGCUGCUGGCGCUGGAGCGGGCAGCUGGGCCGGGACCCAAGGCAUCCAAGGAUCACCUGACCCUGCUCCUCGGUGGCAACGCGGCUGGCGACUUCAAGUUGAAGCCCUUGCUGGUGUACCCCUCGGAGAACCCACGGGCCCUCAAGGGCUGCCCCAAGGCCAGUCUGCCGGUGGUCUGGCGCUCCAACCGCAAUGACUGGCUGACGCCCAGCAUCUUCCAGGAGUGGUUUACUGGCUGCUUCUGCCCAGCUGUGGAGAGCUACUGCACCCGCCAUGGCCUCCCGAACCGUGCCCUACUGCUCCUGGACAGUGCACCCUGCCACCCUGCCCACUUGGACGGCCUCUCGGCCCAGGUGCGAGUUGAGUUCCUACCCAAGAACACCUCGGCCCUGAUCCAGCCCAUGAACCAGGGCGUCAUCGCCGCCUUCAAGGCCCAUUACCUGCGGCGCACACUCAGCCAGCUGGUGCAGGAGACGGCUGGGGAAGACCGGCCCUCUGUGCACGAGUUCUGGCGCAGCUACACUGUCAUAACCGCGGUAGACAACAUCGCCGAGGCCUGGGCAGAGCUCCGGCCGGCUGUGAUGAAUGGUGCUUGGCGGAAGCUGUGGCCCGAGUGUGUGCCCAUCGGUGCCCCUGAGCCAGACACAGUGCCCCAGCUCCGCCGCAGCAUUGUGGCACUGGCCAGCCAUGUGGGCCUUGGGGACUUGGCUGAGACUGACGUGGCCUGCCUGCUGCAGGCCCAUGGCGAACCCCUGCCCCACACCAGCCCCCAGGAAGCACAGGGUGGGAAGGCUGGCUGCGCUGGGCCAAUGUGGGAGGAAGGGAAAGGCUUGGGGUCCCAGAGCCCAGCGCAGGAGCUCACCAGGGUCAGGGAGCCUGGGAGAACUGAGGAGGUGGCUGUGGGCAGGCUGAGCCCUGAGUACAUGGCCCAGGCCCUGUCCCACUUUGCCACUGGUCUGCAGGUCCUGGUAGACAAUGAUCCCAACCGGGAACGCAGCCUACGGGUGUGUCGGGCCGUCCACAGCGCCCUCGCCCAUCUGCGGGAGCUGCAUCGGGACAGAAGGCCGCAGGCUCUGAUAGUCUCUGCGGCUGGGGAGGCGCCUGGAGGCCCUCAGGAAGGGUCUGUGGAAGACUGUCGGGCAGCAGAGGCCACAGGCCCAGGAAGACACAGCAGGGCUGCUGCGCUGGUUCUCUCUGUGGAUCCCACGUCAGGAGCAGACCUUACAUGA